Messenger RNA from Rhodamnia argentea, 3241 nucleotides. RefSeq names its product U-box domain-containing protein 33-like. The record is from RefSeq and is a predicted model, not a curated record. Gene Ontology annotation, molecular function: ATP binding; ubiquitin-protein transferase activity; protein kinase activity. Bases 1170 to 3038 code for a protein of 622 amino acids. The transcript is spliced from 9 exons. NCBI's taxonomy places the organism in Eukaryota, Viridiplantae, Streptophyta, Magnoliopsida, Myrtales, Myrtaceae. Gene Ontology annotation, biological process: protein ubiquitination; protein phosphorylation.
ACUUUCGCAUCAUUCACGUUCAUCAGCCUCGUCAGCUGAAUCCAUCUCGUAAGUGAUCGUGUUCAAAAGUGAUGGCUUUGCCAUGUUAGUUCGUCUUAUGCAUUGUUCAUUUACAAACAUUGAUUAUCAGAACUGUGGAGUUGAACAGUGUCAUGGCAUGACUUUCCAGUAGGUUUUGACCCACCAAUUUUUUUUUUCUGCCUUUCUUUUCAGUUUGCUGUGUAUUGCAAGGAGACACGGAAUCAUAUACUCGAAAUGUUGUGAAUUUUCAUAUGGUUCAUUUCCUGUCGGCUUGAAUUUGCUUUUAUGAGUUUUAGGGUCUCCUUGUAGGCUCAAUCAUGUUCCUGCAAUGUUUGAUACUUUGCUCAGAAGAAGCUUUCAAGCACACACGAUAAUCUGCUGGAGAUUUUACUGCUCUUUGGUUGUCAAAGGGUUGACUUUGCUCUUUCGUAGUAACCAUUAUGGUAAUAACUUAACGAGAUUGCUUUGUCAAUCUCAUUAAUAUCAUCUCUUGGUCAGCUGAAUCCAUGUGGCAUAUGUUGAAAGAGAUUGCUUCUUGUUUGUCAAUUCCCUCAAAGGCGACAAUACAUUUACUUCAAAUAUGAAAAUCCUGUUGAGUGAUCCAAGAAGUGGAGACAUGCUUGCUUUUGGUUAGUUUCAUGGCCAUCUUUUUUCUUUUUUCUGUAAAAUUGGGUGCACCUGCACGCUAUCAGCAAGGGGAUCUCCGAUGAUUGUUUCGUGGGACUAAUUGAAGGAAGUUUAUCUGUACCCAAGCACAUUAUUGGACUUCAUUCAUAGAUGGGUUGUUCGUCGAUUUUGGGCGUAGAAAUUGCCCACUGCGGAUCUUAUAUUUCCGGGAAUAUGUCUUAUGAUGGCGGGUUUGAAUCUUGAUUUAUUUUGAUACUUAGUAUGACUGUACGAAGGAUGAUGCAUCUGCAAAAUGGUUUGGGACAUAAAUUUUCUCUGGCUCCUGAGAAUGACCCACUCUCGAGAUAUAGUAUUUGAAUGCAAGUGAAUUGCCAGGAUUUCUUUCAAGUUCUACUUAAAGUACUUUUCCUCUGCUAUAGUUCUGUAACGAUAGUUUCCUUUAUGUGGUUGAAGGUGGCUUAGCAGAACGCCCGUUUUAUGAUAGUUCCUCCAGGAAUCCCGAAGAACUCGCAAGGCAAGAGAUGGAAAGCAUUCUGGAUGAGUACAUUCACAUAUGUGACCAAGCAAGGGUUCAGGCCAGGAAAAGAUACAUUGAGAUGCAAGAUAUAGGAAAAGGGAUUGUGGAACUCAUCGAGCAGCAUGCCAUCACGAAGCUUGUCAUGGGAGCAGCUGCAGACAGACACUAUUUGGAGGGGAUGCAACUCACAUCCAUGAAAGCCAAAUUUGUAAACCAGCAUGCGCAUCCAUCUUGUCAUAUUUGGUUUGUCUGCAAUGGGCUCCUAAUUUGCUCAAGGGAAGGUGAUUUGAAUACUUACGAUAUGGACGUCACACCAACAUUACCAGGUAGUUUUGUUGUUGAAUCUGGACUACAAAAUAUAAGGAGUCCUCCUCUUAGUUCGCUUCAUUCAAGAUCCAACUCUAGUGAAGUCGAAGAUGAUCUAGCUUUGGUUCGGUAUGAAACGGGUGAGGGGAGCAACCAUAUGACUGAAUCAAGUUCAGUGCGUGCACAUGAAGGCUACAGUCAAAAUCAAAGUUAUACUGGAAUGGAAGGAAGUUAUAGCGAGGAUCUCUACGAGCAACUUGACCAAGCAAGGAAAGAAGUUGAACGUGCAAAACGGGAGGCACUGGAAGAGUUGAUCCGGCGUCAGAAAGCUGAGAAAACAGCAAAUGAGGCUUCCCGCAAGCUUAAAACACUUGAAAAUGUUUACAAUGAGCAGCUGAGAUGGAGGAAAGAUCUUGAGGAAUUGCUACCAAAAGAAAAGGAAGCAUUCGAAGUGCUGAAGAAACAGCAUGAGGAACUGCAGAUGCUGAAUGAGGAACUAUUGGCUAGCCAAACAAGCGAACCCUCCAGUGCACGUAGAGAGGAGUUCAUUUCUGUGUUUUCGUUCUCCGAUAUAGAGGAAGCUACCCAGAGUUUUGAUCCAUCAUUAAUGAUUGAGGAAGGGGAGUAUGGGAGCACAUACAAAGGUUCGCUUCAUCACACGCAAGUGGCCAUAAAGAUGCUGCACCUCUCCAACUACCAUCAUGAGAUUCAAGUUGCGACUAAGUCAAGGCAUCCUAAUUUGGUAAGCCUCAUUGGCGUCUGCCCCGAUAUUUCUGCUGCCAUUUAUGAGUACCUCCCAAAUGGCAGCCUUGAAGACCAACUCAGAGCCAGGGACAGCAGCAACCAUCUAUCUUGGCAAACUCGAAUACAUAUUUGUGCAGAUACAUGUGCUGCGCUUAUGUUUCUUCAUUCUUGCUAUGGUCUGGUACAUGGCGAUCUGAAACCGGGAAAUAUUCUUCUUGACUCCAACUUCGUGGCCAAAAUAACUAACUUUGGAUUGCAUUCUGCUUCGUCUCAUUCCCCCACGACAGGAGAAUUGUCUUUUGCCUCUGAUGUUUAUUCAUUUGGUGAUGUGUUACUGCGUUUACUGACUGGGAGAGCGGCCCUGAACUUAGAUGAAGUGAUGCAAAAUGCCUUAGAUGUAGGGCAUUUAAGUGCCCUGUUGGAUCCUACAGCAGGGCAGUGGCCAUUCGAGCAAGCCAAGGAGCUGGCUCACCUGGCAUUAAGUUGCCGUGACAUUGAUAGCACUAAUCGACCAUGUCUUAGGUCACAGGUGUGGCCAGUACUUGAAAGGAUGCGAACCUGUUGUGAAGCCUCAUUAUCCAGUCGGUCUGGUCCAGAAGAGCCUGGCCAGCCUCCUCAAUAUUUCACUUGUCCCAUCUCCCAUGAAAUUAUGCAAGAUCCUCAUGUGGCAGCAGAUGGUUUUACUUAUGAAGCAGAGGCAAUAAGGUUCUGGCUUAGCGGCCAUGAUACUUCGCCCAUGACGAAUCUUCAGCUUCCAAACUGUGAGCUCUUCCCGAAUCAGACUCUCCGUUCAAUGAUUCAAGAGUGGCUGCAAAACCAUUGAACCUUUAACUUUGGCAUCGAAUUGUAUCAUAGGCGUUUCAGUGUCUAGGUCUUGGGUAUCGGUUUGACCACCUCGCACUUACGGUCUGUACAUACCAUGAGUGGAUUUCUUAAGUGUGCAUAUGCUACGAAAUGUGUUUAAAAUUGCAUGAAAUCUAUUUCAACUGCAUCUCUAUAUCAUGGAAUUUAACCACAAUCUGGUUA